Messenger RNA from Effrenium voratum, 2739 nucleotides. The record is from the annotation of a GenBank genome assembly. NCBI's taxonomy places the organism in Eukaryota, Dinophyceae, Suessiales, Symbiodiniaceae.
AUGUCCAGCAUGUUAGACGAUGCCAUGGCCCUACACUCCGGCAAAGAGUGGGUGUAUGAGACCCACACCACCCCCAAAAUGGCUUGGCACUCUCGUGGGGAAAUUUCAGAACCCAUCCUCUUGUCAGACUUCUUGGACAACUCAUGUCGCAACUUGAACGAAGCGAAAGUGACCUCCAUAGCCUUCGAUGUCCACAAGAAUGUGCCAGAAUUUAGCGGUCUUGCUCAGAUUGGGGAGCUUCUGUCACAAGGCAACAUCGCAGAUGUACCCUUUCCACUACGUCUUCAAGGGCCUCUUCCUCCCAAGGCAACCAUGGGCGUCAUCAUCGAAAACCACCAUGAUGGAACAAUGUCUCUGAUCAAAAUUCUGCACUUCGCCAACAAGAUCACUGCUGCUGCCGCCCAGCGCCUGAUCACAGGAGAGGGCUUCGUGCCUGUGUCACGCCCUGGGCCAUGGGCGCAUCGCAAAGCUGUCCAGUCCUUACUGGAUCGUCUUCCCGGCUUUCGCGUGAUGUGGGCGAGCCUGACAAAAAAGGCUCCUCUCCAAAGGGCUCAGUCUUCUCAGUGGGCACCUGAUGACGAGGCGCUUAAGGAGGGCAUCUUGUUCAUCAAUGCCAAUGCACCAGAAUGUGACUCGCAGAAUGAACAGACCUAUUGGAUCCUAUGUUCCAUCAAGGAGGGCUCUGGCACACCAGUUUCUGGGUGGCCAGAAGCAAAGGUCAGAUUCAGGGCGCAAAACAAAAGCCGUGGCCUGGCCGGAGCGCAGCCUGAGACUGACUUCCCCCUCACCAUGUUCAGCUUGAAGCCCUUCAUGUCUGAUGUUCUUUUGCCAAUGGUUAUGCCGAUGUUGCUGACUUAUGGCAUCAUGAUGGUGGGCUUACCAGGCGUCGGCAAGACACCCUGUUUGAUCACCCUUGCCAUGGCAAUUGGACGUUACCACGUCCGGCGUCUCUCUUUGACAGCCUCGCCGGGCUGGCGUCGAGCCAAAUCUCUCGACAACUUCAGGCAUCGAGUCCCCCAGGUACAAGAGGCCGUCUUUCUCGAUGAUCCUUCCAGGGACAAGAUCGAUCUAGCCGACAUGAAAUCGUUCCUUACUGCGGAUGAAGACCAGACUUGCUCAGGCAGGUACAAUGAUGUCAGGCUGGUCAGAAAUGGCAUGAGGGCAUAUGCUUCCAACGACAUCGGUGAGGGGGAUGAGCCUGAGGACACCUACCGCAGUGACAUCGAGCCCGACGAGUUCUUCAAGUUGCUCCGCAAAACAUUUCCAGAGUCCAAGCAAGCAGACGUGCUGGCAGUGCUUAAGCGGACAAUUGUCAUGGUCUUCGGGCAGAAUGGUCUCUACUUGCGCUUCCCGUCCCCCAACUAUGGUGCCCUUGUCCAUCGCAUUGUGGCAGACGAUGUUCACAAAGAUCUCCUUGCCACCAAGGACAAGCCUGUGUAUGCUGCGUAUAAGCUGGGUGAUAUGGUGAAGGGAAGCUACUAUGAGAGCGAGGUGGAGAAGGAGCAGAAGAUCAUCGAUGAAGGCAUGAUGAAGCUACAGCAGGCAGGCCGAGCACAAGACUAUGUGGAGAGAUGCAACAAAGAUCUCAAAGAAGCUCUCAAGCAGGUGGCCCGCAUCCCAGAGAGCUCCUUUGUGCCAACUUCUCAGUCUUCAGAGGACCCGCCUCUCCUGCCGCCGGUGCCUCUCAACAUCGGCUGCAACGCGCCAAAGCGCUUGCGAGAGGGCGACUUCAUCUACCCAGACUCCAAGCCGGACAAGGGCCUCCGGCACAAAACGAGCUUGCUCAUCUCUUGCGGGGGAGGAGCAGCCUCAUCUGUUGCCUCUGGUGAUCCACAACCGCAAAAUGCCGACCAAUGUGCAGAGCCUGAAGAGCUUCUGGCUGCAGCAGAAACAGCCGACAUGGAGGACACUGCUGCAGACGAGGCGGCAGUUCUCUUCAUGAUCCUCAUUGGUGCUUCCCACACCCAGAUCAGGUUGGCCUUGGGUGUGAAUCACAAGCUCAUUGAAAAAAUGAGAUCCAGCCUAGCGCAUACCAGGCAGCUCUUUGUCGAGCAGGAGGAGAAGAAGAUCUCAUUUGGUGGCAAGAAGCAGUGGCAGGAUGUGGAAGCUGAUGAGUGCGCCUUUGACAAAGCAGAUAUGACCAAGGACGUCGCGUACAAGGAGGCGGUCAAGGCAGGCAAGCCCAUCCUGUGGGAGCAAUGGAGUGGCAUGAUGGCCCGCGGCAAGCCAUCUACACUCAUCAUGUCACGCCUUAGCCCAGCCUUGACGGUGCGGAGAGCUCCGGGGCCGGGGGCAAUCCGCAAAAUUGACUGGGCCCCGUUAGCCAAGAAGCACUUGCAGGGCCGCCAUGUCAUCCUGCAUACGGACUCGGCAAAGUCCUACAAGGCCAAGGUGGAUGGCGUGCACCAUGACUCAGUUGUCCACUGCAAGAAGCUGAUCACACUCAAGAAUGGGAAAAAGAAAUGGAGCUCCCCGCAAUACGUGCGAGUGGUGACUCACAGGUGGCCCUGCACGGUGAGCAGGCGCUGGACGGCCGCCCGGUCCCCCGAGCGCACCGACUGGAACAAGGUCUUCUCCUCCGCCUGGUUGAAGAUGCCUCAGUCAGAUGGGGAGCUCUCGAUCUCCUUCCGCACCUCCUCGCUGCUGCAGAAGUCCUUCCACGCGACUCUGGCGCGGUCCGUCUUGUCCAACAUGAGCAUUCCUGAUGCCAGGCCCCUGGGGCUGUCAAUUGCCACGUAG